AACUGUUUGUGAAUAUGCUUAACUGAAAGUUGUUAACAUUAUGUCAAAAACUUAUUUGUUCCUUCUGUUUUUGUCUGAUUACAGUUUAAGGAUUUGCUGGAGCAGUUGAAUAGUGAUGAUAUUCAAACGCAGGCUUGUGGCUCCUUUCCUGAUGAUAUAUCCAAAGCUAUUUCCUAGCUCAAUCAGCCAAGUUUUCCCGGAGUGAUCAUAGGAGGAGUGGCCUUUAAAAGUGGCUGCACAGUAGGUGUUUGAGAGAAUUUCUGUUUGAGUUGAAAGUGGAGUAAAUGAAUGAAACUGAUGGCAAACUUGGCUGCGAGUACAGGAUAGAAGAUGAUUUGGAUAUGAUGAUGAAGAGUAAUCUGUGUGAAGAUGUAAAGGAUACAAGUGUUCAUUCCUAUACCGAGACUUGAGCUAGAGCCAGUGUACUUCAGUGCUGAGCCGUACGUUUCCUUCCAUGGGUGAUGCUGGUUCCACUUCCUCUUUUUCUGUUGUUAUGUUUCAGUUACACAGUUAUUGAAAACUCUUAGUUGUAUUGAUCCGCGGACCUUUUGGGUGGUUGUAACUUUGUAAUGCGGUAGACUGUGUUAAAACAAUAAAAGGGAAAAAAAGAGACACUGUUAUAUAUAUUUUGCUAGUCUAGCAUCUUGCUUAUUACGCGUGAAAUGAAUGAUGUGAAUCUUGGGACUGUUGAGUGAUGUAGUUUGGAUGAUAUGAGACAGGUACAAAGAUGGAAUUUGUCUCAGUUACAGGGAAGAUUUUGUCGAAAUUUUUAAAGAUUCGAACGCUUGCUAUGAUGGGUGAAGCCCUCUUAUGCGCACAACCGCUGUUGAGUCGUGACAAUACAGAAUAGAAUCUACCCGAGCCUAAUACUGAGGCUAAUAAGGCCAGUCAGCAAUUGGUUGUUUUACAGUUCUUUCUGGAAAAUAUUCAUCAGAUUAUUUUCUAAAUUAACGGCUUAAGAGUAACGAAAGCUAUGAUCUGGAAAGACACCUUGAAUGCAAGAAGGAUUUGACAGGCAUCUGUUCAGACAAUCUGCUAGUUCUACACUGUUUAACCCUGUUAAACUUAAUUGGUUUAUGGCAUAUCUAAAAGAAAGAACUUAUUGGCUGAAUGGCAACUGGAGCACGUCGUCUACUCGCUCAUACGAUCUUCUAAGACCAUCCAAUCUCUGGCAUAUUGGUGGGAGAAGAUGUGGGAGGUACCUUCAGUCGACUCCAACCUUUGCAAAUGCUCUUCUGCACUUGCAAUAAGAGGAUGAGAUAAUGUAGUAGGCUUGAAACUUUUACACACAACUAUAGAGUUCACUAGGGAAUUGGAUGUCUUGUUCAUUUCAUCCUAGAAGCACCAAUGACUAAGCUCAAUUCCUGGUCCUAUCUACCUGUCUACAACGAUGUUGUUCAAAAACUCCAAAUUUCGCUCAGGUUACUGCUGAUAUAUAUCUUAUGCUGUGGUAUCCAUAAUGAAAGCUUGACAAUAUUUGAUCUUGUAGUCAAUGAGUUUUGGUCAUUCAUUAACUCAUUAGACAACCGAGAAAUAAAUGAAGAUUUGGGCAAAGAAUUUGAUCUUGCUAUAUCCCAUUUGGUGCAAAAGAUGGAGCCUAUGGCCUCAAAGAUCUUAAAGGGUACUAUCGAGAAACAAAAGCCAACAUUGCCCUUUUCCCAGAUUGAUAGUUUGGGAUGUAUAGAUUUGGUAUCACAGAAUUUGCUGAGAUUGUUGAAUCAUAGUAUUUAUUUAAUUGCUCAGACAGAAUAUUGGAUUGAAUUUGUACUGGCUGAGAUUAAAAUUUUCAAACUCGAAAAUAAUGUUGACCAACAAGGAGAACGUAAAUGGAAAAAUCAUGUAGACAAUGUCAUUGCAGAAAUUAAGCUUUUCAAGGACAUUGUUGAAUUUGUGCAUAUCUUCAUGGAAAAUAAGGAUGUCCCAAGUGAUCGUCAAACAUCAAAACCUAGCACUCCAAUCAUUGAUGAAGCAGUUGUAGGCUUGGAGGACCAGAUAGAAAUAUUAAUGGCACGGGUAAUUGGUGGAGGGCCCGAGCUUAAUACCAUUCCUGUCAUUGGCAUGCCAGGAAUUGGCAAGACAACACUCGCCAAAAGAAUUUACAAUGACAGAAGAACUUCAGAUCACUUUGAUAUUCGAGCAUGGUGUUCUGUUUCUUCUAGACAUACGGUGAGUGAAUUAGCCCAAGAUAUUUUAAUUUCUAUCGUUGAUCUGAGCAAUGACAUUUACAAGAAGGAGCUAGAUUAUCUUGAUCUUUUACGCAGACAGUUAUAUGGAGGAAGAUACCUCAUCGUUUUAGAUGAAGUGUGGGAUUCUUAUAUAUUUCAUGAGUUGCACAGGUGUUUUCCAGAUAAUCAUAAUGGAAGCAGAAUUCUUGUUACCAGCGGCCGAAAAUAUGAGGAUCCAUUGUUUGAUGAACCUCUUUUGGUUCGCUUGUUGACUCCGGAAGAGAGUUGGGAGCUAUUACAAGUGAAGUAUAAUCACCUUCGCUUCUGUACGCAAAAAGAAUUUCGCAAACCCCCAAUUCCAAAUGAGAACUGUCCUGCUGAAGUUGGGAAGGAAAUUGCCAUAAAAUGUCAAGGGCUACCUCUGGCCAUUGUUUUGGUAGCUGGGUUUCUUGUCAAUUUAGAGGACAACAACAAUUGGCUAACCAUAACUGAAGAGGUAUUUAGUUCAGAAACUAAUCGUGAUGUAGGAGACUGCAAUGAAAUAAUAGAAUUGAGCUACAAAAAUAUGCCUGGUUAUCUAAGACAAUGUUUUCUAUAUUUUGCGGCAUUACCAAUGAGUACAGAAAUUUCAGUUUCAAAACUAACAUGGUUAUGGGUUAGUGAAGGAUUUUUACGGAGAGAUGAGGUGAAGAAACCAGAGGAUGUAGCAGAAGAUUACCUGAAUGAUCUUAUUGGGAGGAGCCUUGUAAUGGAGGCCAGAAGAAGUUCAAAGGGCGGGCUGAAAUCAUGUCGCAUUAAUGAUUAUCUAUAUCAUUUCUGUCGAGACAAAUCUAAAGCCGAAAAGUUCUUGCCAGUGGCAUCGCGGUUUGAAUUUUUCUUUCUGGGUAACGAAUCGUGGCGUAAAGAUUUAUUUCUGGAUAACGAAUCAUGGCGUAAAGAUUUAUUUCUGAAUAUAUCCCUUACCCGCACAAUGAUAUAUUCUUCUGAACCCGGUUGGCACCGCUCCUGGCCAAGUCCUCUUCCCGAAGGUCUAUUUCCGCGCGUCGAUGAUCUUGUUAGAGUGUUGGACUUGGGGUGCAUCAACAUUGGCAAUAUCUUUCCAACCCAAAUAAAAUGGCUUGUGCAUUUGAGAUUUUUGUCACUUCAAGGUGACAUCACGGUCAUGCCCUCUUGGAUUUCCAAGCUCUGGAACUUAGAAACUUUCCUAGUGAAAGGAACAAAAGGUGAGGUAGCAUUACCAGAUACAUUUUUCAGUAUGAAGAGGCUGAGGCAUGCUCAUAUAGAUAACUGUACCUUCUCAGAUUCCAACUUGUCACAAUUGGAUUGUUUGCAGACCUUAUCCACCCCAUCUCUUUCUUAUGACAAAGGGAACAUAAUGAGAAGUUUUCCUUUCCUUCAAAAACUAAAAUGCAUAUUUUUGGAAUCUUGGGAUCAUUCUGAGAAGCUGGGAAGCUCUUGCAAUCGAUUUCCAGUUUUGGAUUUCUUGAAUCAGCUUGAAUCGCUCAAUGUGAUUUAUCAAGGCGGAGUGCUUCAGCCUUGUGAAUUUAACUUCCCCUCAAACCUUAAGAAAUUGACCUUAUCAAAGUUUCAGCUGCCAUGGAUUGAAAUUUCUGCAAUUGCAGCAUUACCAAACCUUGAAAUUUUGAAACUGCUUUCAAAAGCUUUUGAGGGAGAAGAAUGGAAUGCGAGUGAUGAGGAAUUUCCAAAACUCAAAUACUUGAAAUUGGGAAAUCUGAACAUUACGCAUUGGAAUAUAUCAGAUGAUGCCUUCCCAUCUCUUGAGCAUAUAGUGUUGCAAACAUGCAAGCAGCUCAUUGAGAUUCCUUCUGAGUUUGGUGAUAGUUGUUCCCUGCAAAAGAUUGAGGUGAUCUUGUGUGGAGACUCUGUUUCUCAAUCAGUCAGAAAAAUUGAGGAAAUUCAGUGUGAAGAGAUGGCAAACAGCAAGUUCAAGGUCAUCAUUCAGAACCCAAACAGGGACUGAAGAAAACGAAUCUCGUCUUCAAUCUCCACGCUCACUUGUAAGUAAAUUUGAGAUACAAUUUUUAUUCUAGGCUAGUAUUACUGUUCUCUAUGUAUAUGUGUGUGCGCGCACGCGCAAGAAUACAUGACUUUUUGUCCUCUUAAAUUCGUAGAAUCAAGUCUCCUACUGUCGUUAAAUCUGGACGAUUUUCAGUUCGAUCAAAAAAUUCUGGACGAUUUUAGCCUGAAUUGACUUCCUUUUGGUUUCUCUUUGCUAUUUUGUUUUCUCAUUUACAGCUUUGUUGAAAUCUCCUCUGCCCCUUCCCAUUCCAACCUGCCCAGGUGUACAUGAUGAUUGAAGUAUACUGUUUAUACAGAGA
Nicotiana tabacum (common tobacco) is the source of this 4504-nucleotide messenger RNA. Lineage: Eukaryota; Viridiplantae; Streptophyta; Magnoliopsida; Solanales; Solanaceae. The record is from RefSeq and is a predicted model, not a curated record.